AUGCAGAGCAGUGACUUGAAGUGGUUCCUGGCGAGCGAGUCCCCGACGAAGGCCAUGGACUUGCCCCUCAUGGCCUCCAAGAACCGCCCGGCAUCGAAGCGGGGGAGGUCGCAGCCGUCAGGCUUCCACCGCCAGCGCAUGAGGUCGAGACCGCCCGGCUUGCCGAACUUCAUGCAGUUCUGGAGGUCGUCGAUGAACGGGCACGUCAGGUUGGUGUAG
Triticum turgidum subsp. durum (durum wheat) is the source of this 219-nucleotide messenger RNA. The record is from the annotation of a GenBank genome assembly. Lineage: Eukaryota; Viridiplantae; Streptophyta; Magnoliopsida; Poales; Poaceae.